GUCUGUGUAGCCUUUAUAAACAAAGUCCUGUUCUCUCCCCCGUUUUCACAAGAUGCGUCUGUUUCUCUUUCUCAUCGUGGCUAUCACAGCCGUGUGUGCUCAAAAUUCCAGUACGUAUCUCAUCCUCGCUCCGUCAACGAUCCACCCCAACAUGGACUUCACCGUCAGCGUCAACAUUCUCAAGGCCACCGGUUACGUCACGGUCACCGCCCAAGUUCUAAGGGAAACCACUGUCGUGGCUAGCGGUGCGGAUGUAUUUAAAGAAGGAAAUCCGGGUACAAUCACCAUAAAAGGGCUAUGUGGUCAGUACAUGUUACGUUCUGACGAAAACUGCCUAUUUUCGUUCUUAAUUUUUUAUCCAAGGCCUCCUUCAGCCUCACAAAUAAAAUUCUCAUACGAAGCUAGGGAAAGAGAACAGCAUAAUUCCUCUUCAAUUGAUGCAUUAAAAAUUAAAAAAGGUUACCUUUCUUUGGAAGAACCACUGAAUAUCCCAGUUUCCAAUGUGCAGUUGCCGCCUGACCUUACUGAAAGCAAAUAUUAUAUUAAAGUCGUUGGCAGCGGUGGUUUGGUGUUUGACAACUCUAAGAGUCUCAGCUACAACAGCAAAAAGGCUUCGUUGUUUAUACAGCUGAAUAAGGCCAUCUUUAAGCCUAGUGAUACAGUAAAAUUUAGAAUUUUCGGCGUAAAUUCUAAUCUCCAGUCCUACAAGGGAGCAAUGAACAUUUCUAUUUAUGAUGCACAGUACAACAAGAUCAAACAAUGGGUCAAGUUCACUCCAGUGAAAGGGGUCAUCGCCCAGGAGUUGACCCUCUCAUCCCAGCCAGUUCUAGGGGACUGGACAGUGGUCGUGGAAACUGGGGACAGCGAAAAAGAUAAAUCCUUCACUGUUGCUGAGUAUGUUCUACCCUUGUUCGAAGUCGAGGUCAUCAUGCCACCUUACGUUUUGAUCAGCGAUUCCGACGUCACAUUUACUGUUAAGGCAAACAAUUUCUUCAAAACUAUUAUAGCAACCGUACAAACCAUAAGUUACAAUUUUAACUGUAAGCAGCUACCUCAGAAGAAAGAAAUUGAUGGAGAAACAAGAGUGUUAGUACCCAUGUCAAAGGUCACGGAAAAGGACAACCGAUUGAAUAGACUCAGCCUUCUCGUUAACGCCAACGUGACCGAGUCUUUGACCGGAAACCAGAUGGCCGGCAGUGGAACAGUCACCAUGUACGAAUAUGGUGUGAUACUUGAGUACCUGGAGAACAACUCCAAGACCUUCAAGCCUGGUCUACAGUACAAUGCUUAUCUACAAAUAUCCGAGCCCGACGGACGUCCAAUUAGUUCAGCGAAUGAGAGCGUCACAGUCAACAUCCAAGUCUACAACUAUAGCUGGAGCUACUUCCGUUCUUCCGGCGAGCCCAUUGAUAACCAGACCCUAAACAUCCCUAUCAAUUUGGGGUUUGUCCCCAUACUAGUAGAGAUACCGCCUGACGCUGAGAUGGUCAUUAUUACAUCACACUUCCGGGGAGCGACCGAAACUAAGCAUCUAAAAAAGAGCCACUCCCCAAGUAGUUCGUAUCUCCAAAUCAGCAUGAGAUCUUCCUCUUUAAAGGCAGGGGACACAAUCGUAUUUUCCAUCAACGGUACUGAAGAGUUGUCUAAACUUGUUUACCAGGUUCUGUCUCGAGGCUGCAUAGAAAAAUCUGGAACAAUAAAUGGCAACAACCAGAAAAGCGUCAAUUUCUCCAUAGUCUCUGAGCCCAGCAUGGCGCCAUCUGCGAGAAUGGUCGUCUACUACGUCCGACCAGACGGUGAAGUUGUCGCAGACAGUAUCAGCUUCGACGUCAUCGGCGCUUUCAAAAACAAGGUGACCGUUGACUUGGACAAGACUGAUGUUGAACCAGGAGAUGAUGUUACUGUCGUAACCACUGCUGAUCCAGACUCCAACGUCCAUUUAUUGGCUAUUGACCAGAGCGUCUUGUUACUGAAAAGUGGAAACGACGUCACUGCUAAUGAUAUCCACUCAGAUCUCAUGGAAUACGCCAGUCAAGGUUAUCCAAAAUAUUAUGUUCAUAACGACGCACGGAAAAUCCUGGAGAAUGCUGGGCUUGUUGUUUUAACUGAUGCUGUGUUGCCCGAGAGUAACGUUCUCAGUUCUCAGUUCUCAGUUCUCAGUUCUCAGUUCUCAGUUCUCAGUUCUCAGUUCUCAGUUCUCAGUUCUCAGUUCUCAGUUCUCAGUUCUCAGUUCUCAGUUCUCAGUUCUCAGUUCUCAGUUCUCAGUUCUCAGUUCUCAGUUCUCAGUUCUCAGUUCUCAGUUCUCAGUUCUCAGUUCUCAGUUCUCACGUAUGUGGCCCAUCCUGGUGAGCCCCAGGGUCCAUAUUACCAGACGGCAGGAAAGGCUGUAAAGUUUCAAGAACCUGUACGUGUCAGGCAGAUAUUCCCUGAGUCUUGGCUCUGGACUGAUGUUUACGUCGGAUCAAUGGGCUCCGCCUCCAUCACAACCACGGUACCAGACACUAUUACGUCAUGGGUGGUCAGCGCCUUCGCCAUCAACUCAAAAUCUGGUCUGGGAAUGGCCCCAACACAUUCUUACCUGAAAGUCUUCCGACCGUUUUUUGUCAGCCUCAACCUCCCCUACUCUGUGACUCGUGGUGAGCAUCUGGCACUUCAAGCAAACGUCUUCAACUACCAGCCAGACGAUAUGCAGGUACGGGUGACUUUGGCCGAGUCUAAACGUUUCCACAACAUUUUUAUCGACGAAACAGGAAACCAGGAGCAGAAACAGGUUGAUGUUGUACAUGAGGUUAUGGUCAAGGCUGGUGAGGCCGAAUCUGUGUAUUUCCCCAUCGUCCCUGAUGACCUUGGUAGAGUUGACGUGGAGGUCAAGGCCCAAUCCACCAAGGCCGCUGACGCUGUGCGCAGACAACUCCUUGUUGAGGCUGAAGGAGUCCCCAACCAAUACAACAUCCCCGUCCUCAUCGACCUGACAGACAGCAAAAAAACUUUCUCAAAGACCAUUGACCUCACUCUGCCUGACAACGUAGUGAAAGGAUCAGAGCUUGUUAGAAUUUCGGCUGUCGGUGACCUGAUGGGUCCAACCAUCGCUAAGCUGGACUCCCUGCUCCAGAUGCCUUACGGAUGUGGGGAACAAAACAUGGUCAAUCUGGCACCGGAUGUCUACGUCACAGACUACCUCACGUCUGUAAAUCAACUGAAUGGAGACGUCAAGUCUAAAGCUAUCAAUUUUAUGGAGAAUGGUUACCAGAGAGAGCUGACCUACAAACACAGUGACGGCUCGUUCAGUGUUUUUGGCAACAGUGACAAAUCAGGAUCCAUGUGGCUGACAGCUUUUGUAGCCCGCGUCUUCCACCAGGCUAAACGUCACAUCUUUGUGGAUGACAACAUUAUCCGCGAGGCCAUCUGGUGGAUGAUACAGCAACAAAAUACGGACGGCAGCUUUCCGGAAACUGGAUACAUUUACGACAAAAAUAUUCAGGGUCAAGCAGGGUCAGGGGUCGGGUUAUCCUUGUUUGUGUUGAUCUCCCUACUGGAGAACCGUAAGGAUCAACCGGACACGCAUCUUUUAAGUCAUGUUGACGAGGCCAUACAAAAAGCCCUAGCCUACGCUGAACAGGAAGUUGCCAAGUUGGAUGAUCUCUACGUUCUCGCCAUGGCGUCUUACGCUUUCCAACUGGCCGGCAGCAACAUGACCCAAGCUGUUCUAGACAAACUGGAGGCUGAGUCAAAUCAGAAGGACGGUACGGUGUACUGGCACCAGCAGGAACCCCCUAAGGUUUCUACUGACCCAUGGCACCGGCCUAACCCCGCCAAGGCCGUUGACAUUGAGAUGACCGCUUACGUCUUGCUGACCUACACAAAGCGGGGCGACUUGGUGGCGGGCAAGAGCAUCAUGCAGUGGAUCACCAAACAGAGAAACGCCAACGGAGGCUUCAUAUCAACACAGGACACAGUGGUUGCCCUGAACGCCCUCAGCGAGUACGCCAAGCAGACGUACAGCAACAAAUUAAAAGUCCACAUCACCACCCAGCUGGACGAUGAGACUACCUACACCUUUGACGUCGACAAGACCAACUCACUUGUGCUGCAGUCUAGAGAGAAUACAACGGUGCCUACUCAAGUUGUAAUCACAGCUACUGGUUCAGGCAUGGCUCUUGUUCAGGCAUCGGUAAAUUUCCAUGUGCUGUCGGAAAUCGAGGCGAAAACCUUCGAUCUGACAAUUAGAUUAAAAAAGGAAACAAUCCACCAUUUGGUUUUGGAAACUUGUACAAGAUGGCUAGGAAACAGUCCCAACAGUGGAAUGGCUGUCCAAGAGUUUGGUAUCCCAUCAGGCUUUGAUGCUGACCUUGAAAGCAUCACCAAACUAGACAUCGUGAAGAGAGUCGAGACACAAAACAAGAAGGUCAUUCUCUACUUCGACAAGAUCGGCACGACGCCCGUGUGUUUAAACCUUAGAGUCAGACGAGUUGAUUUUGUUGCCAAGUCCCAGCCAGCUGCCGUCAGGGUCUAUGACUACUAUGAGCCACGCAACCAGGUGACAGUGUUCUACCAAUCAAACCUUCUGAAAGAUUCCACCAUCUGUGACGUCUGCCCGGAAUGCGAAAACUGCGACCAAGUCACCGGAAAUUUUCAGAUGUUACAGAAAGCAUGGGAUGUAUGCAAAGCUUUCCUGUCGUGGUGUUCAGAAAUAAUGUUUGAUAUUAUACAUUUCUUAUAGCAAAUGCCAUCUUAUAGCAAAUAAAAUGAAGCUUUCAAAUCUAGUUUUGCUCGUAUUGUAUUACAUCUAUACAAUUCUUUUACUAAUUUAUAACUUGUAGAUAGAUUUUAUUUGAGCUUUUAAAUGUCUAACUUCAUUCAAUGGU
Messenger RNA from Physella acuta, 4865 nucleotides. RefSeq names its product CD109 antigen. Lineage: Eukaryota; Metazoa; Mollusca; Gastropoda; Physidae. Gene Ontology annotation, cellular component: extracellular region. Gene Ontology annotation, molecular function: endopeptidase inhibitor activity. The record is from RefSeq and is a predicted model, not a curated record.